GAGUUUUGGUGAGAUCCUUAGGGGUAGUAUCCAAGAGAUGGAGGCUUUUAUGGACGCCUACACCGAUUUCCUUCCUCGUCUCUCAGCAUUCUCACUUUGCAAGCAGAUCGAUGUUGGUUAUACCUUAUUCAAGGUCUAUAGAGCUAAGUGUACUCACUUGGGUGCUCUGUUGGAAGGUGCUCGUCAAGAAUAUGCGCUUGCUAUCGUGCAACAACCUUCGUCGAGUAAUGCUGCUUCUGUUGCUAAGAUAUCCUCAUUGGAGGACGAUCUGAGAAAGACUCAGAGAUCCCUGGAGGCUUGUCUGCUGGCUCUUGAGAGAGCUAAUAUUGUUGCCAAGCUUGCUGAAGAUGGGAGCAAAGCUGCCGAUUCUGCCUUAGCUGCUGAGUCUUCUAAAGACAUAGGUCUCCAGGAGCAGCUAGUGGGUGCAAAUGCCAAGAUUACUCGUCUUGAGGGUCAAAUAUCUUCGUUGGAGAUAUCUCGCUAAUUUGAUGUUGCUGCUAAGUUUAAGGCUGAGGCGCUUCGGCAAGCUAACGAUCAUCUUAGUGCUUAGAUGAUGGAGCUUCAUCAAAAGUCGGCUUCGGAUUUGGAGGUUCAAGCUUCUCAGAUGAAGGUGCAGUUCGAGCGU
Molecule: messenger RNA, 625 nt
Organism: Papaver somniferum (opium poppy)
Lineage: Eukaryota; Viridiplantae; Streptophyta; Magnoliopsida; Ranunculales; Papaveraceae
Exons: 3
Coding region: 38-484 (148 amino acids)
Source: RefSeq, a predicted model, not a curated record